AGGGUUAUGGCACUGGUGCUUACGAUACCACCACUGCUACGGUCACUACCACCCAGGCCUCCUAUGCAGCUCAGUCUGCUUAUGGCACUCAACCUGCUUACCCAGCCUAUGGGCAGCAGCCGGCAGCCACCGCACCUGCAAGGUAAGGCCACACUCCCCUAGUUCCUACGCUAGGGCACAUCAGCCUGUUUCGGGAAAGAGCAAUUAUGCACAGUUAGAGAUUCCAGGACUUCUUUCCUUUUUAAUGGUCACUCUUAACAUACUUACCUUUAGAGGUUCACUGUGUGCUUGUAGUCAUCACAGUAAUGCUUUAGGAUGCAUCACAGAUACAUUGUUCUCCAUUUAGUAGAGAAAUGGUGUCAUCCAGGGGCCAAGAUGAGGAAUGUCACUGGCCAGAUGUCUAGUUUCUAGACAUCCAGUUUUAAAAGAGUGACCUUUUAGAGUAGGAGGAGACUAUUGUAUUUACCAAAUCCAGAAAAAAAAAAUAGAGUGUGUGUUUUCCUUCACAACAGAACAACUGAUAGAAUUGUACUUUUGGUUUUAUUGACUUUGUAAAUGGAUAACAGCUUUCUCUUUGGGAAAAACAUGGCAGUUCACAGUACAGGGGAGGUGGGAAGUCAUACACUUGUGUCUUGGUGGAAAGAAUUGACUUUCUUUUUUCUGUAUUAUGUAGUGGCUUGGUCAUCUAAAUAUCGUAGGCAAGUAUGUAUUCUUAAGUGGGUACCUUGCUUUGGGGUGAAUAUUUGGGCAAACAGUUUCAUACUCCAUGACUAAUGAGCAGGUAAAUAGUAUUGAUUAUUACUUAACAGAAGAUUUCAGGUCUUUGCUUUAGGCAAUGCACAUAGGUGGCUUCUGCAUACAGUCUUGAAGGAACAUUGAAUUCUGAUUUGAAAGAAGACUUUUUAGGGAAUAAACAAGAGAUCAACUUGUAACCUAGACUUUUUGCCUACUGUAGAGGUAAGAACUUAGCUCUGGCAAACACUCAUGAAUUUACUUCUAAAGUGCACAGUGAGUAAUCAGAGCUACUUAGUAGUUUACAUCUGUUAGAGAUCCUGUGCAGUAGCUAGACUAAACUAACUGAUUCCUGUAGGGUUCCCUUUCAGUUGACCUAGGCAUUUCAGAAUGUUACCAGCUGUUUGAAGUCCCAUUUGAUGAUCCAUUGCAACAAUAUAUCCAAGCCAUAGCUGGAGUGGGGAGUUAUAUAUCAGUUGUUUUUGUUUUUUAUUAUUGGAGGGGGGCUCCUUUUUUUUUCUUGAUUUUCAGUCCUUACCACUUUAAAACCGUCUCAUGAUCAGUGUCAACUACUCCCUUUUCCACUGGAAAGAGGGGGCUUGUGACCCUUUUCAGCUCUGGAGAAACCAGUACUUCCACAUCCUUAUCUGGUUUGCCUGCUUCUUGGGGGUAUGCUUAUUAUAGCUGAAGCUCACUUUGCUGCAGUCUUCUUGCAGACUGUUAGGGCUAAAAGACCGCAGGAUGGUAACAAACCCGCUGAGACUAGUCAACCUCAAUCUAGCACAGGGGGUUACAACCAGCCCAGCCUAGGAUAUGGACAGAGUAACUACAGUUAUCCCCAGGUACCUGGGAGCUACCCCAUGCAGCCAGUCACGGCACCACCAUCUUAUCCUCCUACCAGCUACUCCUCUACACAGCCGACUAGUUAUGAUCAGAGCAGUUACUCUCAGCAGAACACCUAUGGGCAGCCGAGCAGCUAUGGACAGCAGAGUAGCUAUGGUCAACAAAGCAGCUAUGGGCAGCAGCCGCCCACUAGUUAUCCCCCCCAAACUGGAUCCUACAGCCAGGCUCCAAGUCAAUAUAGCCAACAGAGCAGCAGCUACGGGCAGCAGAGUUCAUUCCGACAGGACCACCCCAGUAGCAUGGGUGUUUAUGGGCAGGAGUCUGGAGGAUUUUCCGGACCAGGAGAAAACCGGAGCAUGAGUGGCCCUGAUAACCGGGGCAGGGGAAGAGGGGGAUUUGAUCGUGGAGGCAUGAGCAGAGGUGGGCGGGGAGGAGGACGCGGUGGAAUGGGCAGCGCUGGAGAGCGAGGUGGCUUCAAUAAGCCUGGUGGACCCAUGGAUGAAGGACCAGAUCUUGAUCUAGGCCCACCUGUAGAUCCAGAUGAAGAUUCUGACAACAGUGCAAUUUAUGUGCAAGGCUUAAAUGACAAUGUGACUUUAGAUGAUCUGGCUGACUUUUUUAAGCAGUGUGGAGUUGUUAAGAUGAACAAGAGAACCGGACAACCCAUGAUUCAUAUCUACUUGGACAAGGAAACAGGAAAGCCCAAAGGUGACGCUACAGUGUCCUAUGAAGACCCACCAACUGCCAAGGCCGCUGUGGAGUGGUUUGAUGGAAAAGAUUUUCAAGGGAGCAAACUUAAGGUGUCUCUUGCUCGGAAGAAGCCUCCAAUGAACAGCCUGCGGGGUGGCAUGCCGCCCCGUGAGGGCAGAGGGAUGCCGCCGCCCCUCCGUGCAGGUCCAGGGGGCCCAGGAGGUCCUGGGGGCCCCAUGGGUCGCAUGGGAGGCCGUGGAGGAGACAGAGGUGGCUUUCCCCCAAGAGGGCCCCGGGGUUCUCGAGGGAACCCAUCCGGAGGAGGAAAUGUCCAGCACCGAGCUGGAGACUGGCAGUGCCCCAAUCCGGGUUGUGGAAACCAGAACUUUGCCUGGAGAACAGAAUGCAACCAGUGUAAGGCCCCGAAGCCUGAAGGCUUCCUUCCACCACCCUUUCCACCUCCUGGCGGUGACCGUGGCAGAGGUGGCCCUGGUGGAAUGCGGGGCGGAAGAGGCGGCCUCAUGGACCGCGGUGGUCCCGGUGGGAUGUUCAGAGGUGGCCGUGGUGGAGACAGAGGGGGCUUCCGUGGUGGCCGGGGCAUGGACCGAGGCGGUUUUGGUGGAGGAAGACGGGGUGGCCCCGGCGGACCCCCUGGACCUUUGAUGGAACAGAUGGGAGGAAGAAGAGGCGGGCGCGGAGGACCUGGAAAAAUGGAUAAAGGCGAGCACCGUCAGGAACGCAGAGACCGGCCCUACUAGACGCAGAGACCCCGCAGAGCUGCAUUGACUACCAGAUUUAUUUUUUAAACCAGAAAAUGUUUUAAAUUUAUAAUUCCAUAUUUAUAAUGUUGGCCACAACAUUAUGAUUAUUCCUUGUCUGUACUUUAGUAUUUUUCACCAUUUGUGAAGAAACAUUAAAACAAGUUAAAUGGUAGUGUGCCGAGUUUUUUUUUUUUCCUUCUUUUAAAGAUGGUUGUUUAACUAAGACUAAAUAAUGGGAACCCCUUGUGAGCAUGCUCAGUAUCAUUGUGGAGAACCAAGAGGGCCUCUAACUGUAACAAUGUUCAUGGUUGUGAUGUUUUUUGUUUUUUUUUUUUUUUUUGUUUUUUGUUUUUUUUUUUAAAUAAAAUUCCAAAUGUUUAUAAACAGUCA
Messenger RNA from Mustela lutreola (European mink), 3416 nucleotides. It is a transcript of the gene EWSR1, whose product is annotated as EWS RNA binding protein 1. Gene Ontology annotation, biological process: regulation of DNA-templated transcription. NCBI's taxonomy places the organism in Eukaryota, Metazoa, Chordata, Mammalia, Carnivora, Mustelidae. The record is from RefSeq and is a predicted model, not a curated record. Gene Ontology annotation, molecular function: transcription coregulator activity; RNA binding. Gene Ontology annotation, cellular component: nucleus. The transcript has 13 exons. The coding region runs from base 1404 to 3023 and encodes 539 amino acids.